Molecule: messenger RNA, 930 nt
Organism: Brienomyrus brachyistius
Lineage: Eukaryota; Metazoa; Chordata; Actinopteri; Osteoglossiformes; Mormyridae
Gene: lrrc3
Product: leucine rich repeat containing 3
Exons: 3
Coding region: 142-930 (262 amino acids)
Molecular function (GO): protein binding
Source: RefSeq, a predicted model, not a curated record
GCAGCAACAAGUGAAGAAGCGAGAAAAACCAGCUGAUUCCAUGCGCACUUCAUCACGCAAUCUCAAAUCAUCACUCAGCGAGUGUUAGCAGAGUCGUAAUCACAGGGGGUACAGAAGCUGGCUGUGGUGAUUCUGAGACCCAUGGGAACUGCUAUGCCCACAAGGCUCCUUGUUAGAUCUGCCUCUUCCCUAAUCAGUGGAUCAAAUCUAAUAAUGGUGCUCUUGGCUACCCUGGUGUCAGCCUGUCCUAAGAGCUGCCAUUGCACCGAGAAGAACGGCCUGACUUCUGUGCAGUGUGUGUCACGCAACCUGGACAGCAUCCCCUCUGAUCUUCCAGAGGACACUGUCACCCUGCUCCUAGGCUCAAAUCGCAUCACCAAAAUCCCCCGGCAGGCCUUCAAAGACCUGCACUGGCUGCAGGAAUUGGACCUGUCCCGCAACGCCAUUGAGGCUGUGGACGCCGGGGCCUUUCAGGGUAUCUCCGAGGGCCUCCGGACAUUAGACCUGUCCAACAACCGCAUCCACACCGUGCCCAAGGAAGCCUUCUCACAAAUACGCGCCAAGAUCCGCCUGUCCAACAACCCCUGGCAUUGCGAGUGCACUCUGCAGGAGGUGCUGCGCGAGCUCCGUCUGGAUCCCGAAACGAUUAAUGAGGUCAGCUGCCACACCGCCGUACAAGAGGAGUAUGCUGGCCGGCCCAUCAUUCAGGUGCUGGACUCAGGCAUCAACUUCUGCAAUUUCCACCACAAGACGACUGAUGUCGCCAUGUUCAUCACUAUGUUUGGCUGGUUCGCCAUGGUAAUAGCUUACAUCAUAUAUUACGUACGACAUAACCAGGAGGAUGCCAGGAGGCAUCUGGAAUACCUGAAAUCUUUGCCCAGCACCACGCAGAUCAGAAAAGACUUUGACACUGUCAGUACUGUACUCUAG